CCUGAGGUAUUUCUGUCCACAGAUCCUCUUUAAACGUCACCUACCACUCACCACUCUCUGCCUAUCCAAAUGCUCUGCGCUGUCGCCAAUCAGCAUGCAAUCUCCCUAACAAUCAUGGACCAAAUAAAGAGAAGGAUUGUGACAUGGACUCUAAACGUGACCGCAUUUGCGUCUCAAGCCAGGAAUAUGACGCCCACAGCUCAUUGCUCCUUCCAGGCCCGCAGAGUGCACCACUUCCCUCCCCUGCCCAGACCUGGGGGCUCCAACACCCAAAGCCUAGGAGCCCAGGCUCCGGCCAUUCUUCUGACCUGCCGUACAGCAUGGCAGCCCCCAGAGGCGUGGCCCAGGGCACAAAUAGACGUACAACAUGGCCGCCUACAGGGAGCACACCGCACGCCCUCCCGCCCGGCCACCGGAAGUUUCCAUUUGAAAGCCAGGCGGCAGACCGGGUUGCUGGUGCGGCAGUUACUGCGGAGCAGCUUUUGAAUCAGAGCGACGAGGGCUGCGAGUAGGAGCUACAGGCGCCUGGGUUCGGGCCCAGCCUUGCCGCCUCGUUACGAUGACCAGCGUGGUUAAGACAGUGUACACCCUGCAGCCCCCCGCUGUGCAGAGCGGCGGCCUGCCGGCAGACACACAAACUCGAGCCCCUUCUAAGAGCCUCUUACCAGUGAAGUCCAAAGAAGUGGAUGUUUCCAGGCUUCAUUCAGGAGGUGCAGAGAACGAUGUUACAAAAAUCAUCAAACCAAGACGAGAGAACGGGCAGGUGAAAGCUGCAGACACUGCCUUUAGGAGGAACAUCAGAAAAAGCUACAAGCCACUGAGCAAGCAGAAAUCAGAGGAAGAGCUCAAGGAUAAGAACCAGCUCUUAGAGGCCGUCAACAAGCAGCUGCACCAGAAGUUGACUGAAACUCAGGGAGAACUGAAGGACCUGACCCAAAAGGUGGAGCUGCUGGAGAAGUUUCAGGAUAACUGUUUGGCAAUUUUGGAGAGCAAGGGCCUCAACCCAGUUUUAGGCAGUGAGACCCUGGCGUCACGGCAAGAAGCCACCACAGAUCACACGGACUCUAUGUUGCUACUGGAAACUUUGCAAGAUGAGCUGAAGCUUUUUAAUGAAACAGCCAAAAAACAGAUGGAGGAGUUACAGGCCUUAAAAGUAAAGUUGAAGAUGAAAGAAGAAGAGCGGGCCCGGUUCCUAGAGCAGCAGACAUUAUGUAACAGUCAAGUGCAUGAUUUUACAACAGCCCUUGAGGAAAUGGAGCAGCUAUUGGAAAUGUGAUAAAAAGCAAGUGACCAGCCGGCUCCCUCUUGGGGUUAAACUCUCAGAGGAAGCCACUUAGGACAUCUGCUUCUUGGCCAUGACCUUCUAGGACUCACCAUCCCCAGAAUGAAAACAGUUUCUGCAGUAGGAUUAAGGACAGUUGAUGCCGGAAUGGCGGUUCCUCCUUAAACAAGUGUUCCCAGCCUUUCAGAUUGGUCGGCUCUCCUGAACCUCACAUGUAUAUAACUGAGGCCUACGAAGAGGGGGUGCCUGGAAGCUUGGAUCAACCUUCUACGCAACAAAGCGGCAAGCCAUUAGAAUCAGACCAAAUCAGUCAUAGAGGAUCCCAAAGGUAACAUUCAGAUGUGUAGGAAGAAAGCCUUAAUUGUACAGCGGAGCACAGAUGCUCCACAGGAGACAUCACUGAGAAGCCAUGCUAGACUUUCUAACUUGGAACACAUUCUGUCUCAUCCCGGUUGGGCUCUAUACCUCAUUGUAAAUCAAUGAACUUGAAGUUACUUAAGAUGGCUUAAUAAAUGGGGGUGAAGGUAUAGAUAGCAAUAACACCUACCUGAAACCGUACACCUUGGAGCUUUUAAUCUAAAUCACUUCCGUUUUUUGGGUUUGGUUUUGGUGAUUUUUACGAAGUGCUACUUUUAAAAUAAAUAAUUCUAUAACUGUCCGGACUACA
Molecule: messenger RNA, 1949 nt
Organism: Felis catus (domestic cat)
Lineage: Eukaryota; Metazoa; Chordata; Mammalia; Carnivora; Felidae
Gene: KNSTRN
Product: kinetochore localized astrin (SPAG5) binding protein
Exons: 9
Coding region: 560-1276 (238 amino acids)
Biological process (GO): spindle organization; mitotic sister chromatid segregation; regulation of attachment of spindle microtubules to kinetochore
Cellular component (GO): mitotic spindle; kinetochore; microtubule plus-end
Source: RefSeq, a predicted model, not a curated record